CUCCAGUACACCGAACCAUCUCCGCUUCCGCGGCGCGAGCCACUCGUCGCUCGAAUUGCCCCCAUCCACACAGCUUCCCCCGCGCACGCGAGAGGGAGGAGCUCGUGGCGCCGGCGGCCAUGGCCGGAGCAGCCGCGGCGAGCUCCGCCGCCUGCUCAUCUCCGGCUCCGAACCCGACAACGCGAUACCCGGUUAGGAGGCGCGUGCCGCGGCCUCCACUUGUGGCAGCCAGUCGUCACUGCACCGCUUCACCUUUUCCCACUACAAUCUCCAUCUCCAGCUCGGGUCUCGGCCAGGCUCGUCCUCGCGAUCCGUUUCUAAACCCUCGCCUUCGAUUUGCGGCUGCGGCGGCGGCGGCGGAGGGGGAGAUGGCUGCGGAGGCGAGCGCCGCGGCGGCAGAGGGGGCGCAGGCGAAGCCCUUCUCCGUCCUCUUCGUCUGUCUCGGCAACAUCUGUCGGAGCCCUGCAGCUGAGGCUGUGUUCCGGAACCUCGUGAGCAAGCGUGGGCUUGAGUCCAAGUUUCUCAUAGACUCUGCUGGUACAAUUGGUUACCAUGAGGGUAACAAGGCAGACUCAAGGAUGAGAUCAGCUUCAAAGAAGAGGGGAAUUGAGGUGACCUCCAUAUCCAGGCCUGUCAAACCCUCCGACUUCCGAGAUUUUGAUCUUAUCCUUGCAAUGGAUAGGCAGAAUUAUGAAGACCUACUCAGUUCAUUUGAGAGAUGGAGACACAGGGAACCCCUCCCAGACAGUGGACCCAAGAAGGUUAAGUUGAUGUGUUCCUAUUGCAAGCGUCAUACUGAGUCAGAAGUCCCAGAUCCGUAUUAUGGAGGCCCUCAAGGAUUUGAAAAGGUGCUGGAUCUGCUGGAAGACGCAUGCGAGUCAUUACUUGACAGCAUCGUGGCAGAGAAUGCAAGCGUUUCUGCUUGAUCUCAAUGAAGCUAUCUGGAGGCAAUGUAAGCAUCAUUUUUUCUAUGUAACCAUGAUCAGAAUCUAUCUAUGCCAUUUGAUUGCGAUUCAGAUAACCAGAAACACUCACAUCAGCAUGCAUGUACCCAUGUUCAUACAAUGUCAGGCUGGAGACAUAUACUUAUAUCUUUCAUGUACACCAUGAUUUACACUGUAAUAAAAUCACCAACUCGAAUUAGAGAA
Messenger RNA from Oryza sativa Japonica Group (Japanese rice), 1148 nucleotides. RefSeq lists its product as uncharacterized. NCBI's taxonomy places the organism in Eukaryota, Viridiplantae, Streptophyta, Magnoliopsida, Poales, Poaceae. The record is from RefSeq and is a predicted model, not a curated record. Gene Ontology annotation, biological process: protein dephosphorylation. Gene Ontology annotation, molecular function: protein tyrosine phosphatase activity.